Molecule: messenger RNA, 14244 nt
Organism: Exaiptasia diaphana
Lineage: Eukaryota; Metazoa; Cnidaria; Anthozoa; Actiniaria; Aiptasiidae
Product: A-kinase anchor protein 9
Exons: 12
Coding region: 687-13547 (4286 amino acids)
Source: RefSeq, a predicted model, not a curated record
CUAGUGAAGGUUAGGACGUUGCCCUCUUGUGUCGCAGUUAAGAUCUAAAAACAAAUUUUGAGUACAUCCCAAGUCGAAACUCACGCCAAGCAGCCAGUACUUCUUCACUGCACACUAAGUUACAAGCUCUCUAAGCUAAAGUCCUUACUUCGCUUUUCGUCGUUCUUGCAUAAAAUCCUUGCGCUGUAUUGAUUGCACAACACUYUUCACAAAUAGUUUUUAAAGUUAAAAGUAAGUUUAAUUGAGUGAAAGCUGCGGUAUUAUGAAAGGCACGUGUCAGCUCGGCACUACUGUCCUUUAAUUAAUGACAUUCAGUUUGUACAUUUCCUUACUGCAUUCCCGCGAAAUUUUAAAGACGCAURUUUGAUUAACGAAAAAACACUCUUUUGAUAAAUUAGUUAUUGCUAAAUCAACCAUGAUGGAUYAAGUUUGUUUGCCUGAAGAUAGUGAAAAACAAAACCCUAAUCCUGACAUCUAAGAUAAUUGUUUUCGACCUAUUGUACUGUGAUCAUCGAUAGUCUCUGUCCUUGUGUCUUGGAAUCCAAUAGACGCAAAGAAUGCGAUUGAAUUGAGACAUUUGAUAUAGACGACGAAACURCAUCAGCGUCAUUCACUAAAUUCCCUCAGUUGCUUGGCACCGGACGCUGAAGACGAYGGAAUGAUGGCUUCGAUAGGCUUUGAAUCAUAUGUCACAUUAUCGUGGGGUAUUCAUCGCCCCGUCGACAAUUAACAAAAGAGCACACAGGCGAUCCAAAACCUACCCUCACUCWCGUCAACAGCAGUACAAAACCGAACUAUCUCACCUCCCUACAGGGGAGAAUUUGUCUUCCCUUUUUUCUCAAAGGGCACCUAAAAUCGAAGGUCUUUUGAAACGAGUGACUUUAAGAUUCAGAACUGGUGAAAAGAGAGAAACGUCUACGUGUGAGUUGCAGUGCUCAUCUUUUGGGAGCAGUGCUAUAAGAAAUAAGCUUGAGCGAAAAUCUUUAGAUAGCACUGAYACCACUGACGCGGGAAACGUCAGCUUGUCUCGAUUCGAAGACUUUGAAACACCUGCCAAAGAUUUUUCUGAGACGAAAGGCGCUUUAUCCGAUCUCAAAUCAUUAGAACUUUCCGAAUAUAAUAAUACUGCCAAAAGGUCUCAAAAAGAAGACUGCCCGCUUAGCACAGAGAACGUCAAGAGUUUUGGAGAAGAUUUUAUCGACGGUAAGCGAUACACGGCGCCUAGACUUGAAUUACAAGAUAGCCCCCAGAUCUCUGGCAUCACCSAGGACCUCCAAGGUGUCCGUAGACUUACCAGUUUUCAAGUCAGUGAAAGUGUUGAAGCUGAUACUUUAGAAAAUCAUCAAGAGGUUAAUUCGCUUAGCGUUGCAGGAGACGACAAUCAAAACAUUAUUCAUAAAUCUCAAGUCGAAUCACCGCGCAAAGCUAUAAGUGUUGUUUUAACCAAAAAUAAAAGGAAAACUCAAUCACAUCUCCUUGAAGAAGGUGGAAGCUCUGUUGAGGUACAUUGCAAAAGUCAUCAGUGUCAUCUUGAUUUAGAAGAUAGCAAUACAUAUACUGAUAGUACCUUAAACCCCCGAAAAGAGACCAAUUUACCAUCAGCAAAAGGCAGCUGUAUCAUUUACGAUUUUAGUGACGGUGCAGAACAUCCUGAGCUCGAUUCACACAAAGUAGACGACAGUCAAUGUGGCGUUCCAGACACUGAUUUUCGAAUACUGCCAAAAAUACCUAAUCAGUCGAAAAACAAAACUAAAGAUCGUCUCUUUUCAGUUGAAAAGAAAGUAUUAAAGUUCGGGAAGACUGUCUAUCCAGAAGGCUUUGAUAGUAACACCUUAGGUCUUGAAAUUGAACACGACGAUUUAUCUUCAGACAGGGUUAAGAGUCGUCUGAUUGCUCCAAAUUAUCAAAGUGCAUCGCAAUUGGAAGACGAGUUAAUUCGAGAACACUAUCCUUAUCACACAUCAACGAGCAAGGUAUACACAAAGGACAGCAACAUUGAGGAAUUUGCUAAAGRACACCAAAGUUUUAAUACUGAGGAACGCCACCGUUUAGAACAGAUUUUUGAUAAUCGACCAAAUACAACAGUAUCACAAAGUGUGAAAKUUGAACAAGGUAUUCCAAAAUAUUAUUGUCGUGUUGAUAACAAAAACAAUCAUCAAAAUUUAGAGAAAUUAUAUUCGACUGAAAAGCUUAGUGAAAUACAAACUGAGGAUUUCAUURGCACUGRUAUUGCWARUCAACGAAGUGUUCAGUCUGAUCAACAAAGUCACGAGKGUCCAGAACAAGAAGUUAAACAGCAAAGUUGUGACGCAGAGAAUCAAUUUCCAAACACAAAUCAGAAAGAGGUUGAAACAGCCUGCGAGCUAUCUGAAGUCGAAUCACUCAGCGAACUUGCUGAAGAAUCCACUGUUAUACCGAUYAAACCAACAGUAAUUCUCGAAAAUACUGACGUCAAACCUUUUAAUARGUCAGAACUGGUGACACUACAUCAGCCACCUACUUAUCACGCAACGAUAAGAACGUUUCCUUGUAUUCGUGACAAUCAAAAAUUAUUUGGAAAAACGACAUCACCUGUUGAAACUAAUCGUAAAGAGGAAGCAGGGUACGGGAAACUAACGUGUGACGUAAUACCUUGUAAACGCGACAAGGCAGAAACUAAUAGACAGAUMAAUCUCCCUGUAAGGGGUACAUCAUGUGAGCCAAGGUCGCCAACGUUUUCAAUUACAGUAUCGAAUUUUCCUGACAGCAGCAACAAAGCUGCAGUCAACAGACUAAGUAUCGAAAACAAGAAUACAUUCGUCGAAGAAGAAGAAGAAGAAGGCUCUCCCUUCUCGGAAAACUCUGAGGAACCUUGCAUUUCUACGCCACRCACGCCUAUAGUAUUCAAUUUUGAAACAGAAGACGUACAAUAUUUCGAUUUCACAGAAAGAUCAACUGUUUCAARCUCGCGCAAUUCACCUAUAGAGACCGCUAAUAACUCAGGCCACGUAACACCUCGCUCAUUUUCUGAAAGCCUUCUUGAAGAUUUCAAUUCAAGAGAUUUCGUAGUCUCACCUAAUCGUGUUACCAGUACACCAGCUUUAAGAAUUGAAACAGCAGCGAGGCGCCUUUUAUAUGAUACUGAGGACAUUCAAAAUAACAKUCAUUUUAAAUCUGAUAAAGAAUUUUGCGGAGAAAAGRAAAAYAUAGCAGAGUUAGAUUCUGAGGAAACAAAAAUGGCGUCAUURCCAACGCAAAAUGUUAAAGCGAAAAAGGAGCUUUUGGAAAGCAGGGAAAAAGUCCGUCAGCUAGAAGAAAAACUUUUGAAUGAGCAAAAGGCUUCCGAAAACAAAGAAAGGACAAUCAAGACAUUAACRAAAGAACUCAAAAGCUUWAAGAAUCKCGACAACAAGGACAGCAAUAAUAAUGAAAACGUAGAAGAAUUGAAAUCGAAAGUGACAACUUUAGAAACAGAUAACCGAAUCCUUGCUAAUCAAGUUCAGAUGGUCGAGGAGGCAAAUAAAAAGCUUUAUAAGGAGUUGUAUGACACAAAGACGCAGUUGCGCUUUCAAGAAAGACGCUCCGAUGACGUGGGUGCUCAGAAUACUCAAAUUUCUAGACGGAUUUCACAAAUACUUCAGUCCUCUAUGGACAAAAGUACUGGAUUUACAGUAUUUUUACAUCAGAUGGAGACAGACUUGAUUUCCACGGAUUCUGUGCUUAGAAAACUUAGAGCACAAAGGCAAGCACUGGAAGAGGUYUUGAAAUCCGAAGASGAGAAGUUUCAGACGUUGAGAUUCUCUCCYUUGGACAAGCAACAAAAAUUCCUUCCUGAAGAGGCUAAGAACGCAAUACGGUCGCAAUUUGAGAUUUCACUUGAGUAUGAAUUUCAAGAUGAGGAAUCCAAGCAACUGCACUGUGACAAAAGAAUGASCGAACUUGAGGACAUCGUUAAUGAGAGUAUUAUGGCAAAACUUGACAAGGAAAAUGAGAAGGUAGCAAUACAUCAGAAGAAGAUUGAUCUUGCAAGRGCUCAUGUCAAGGCUGUCAAAGACAUCGAAAUAAAGUUUUAUAACAUCAAAGAAAGAUCUGAAAAGCAAAUUGCGACGAUGAAGRAUAGAAUAUCCAGUGACGUCAAGGAAAUCUCAAAAGAGAUCUCAUCCACUUAUCUUGCAAAACAAGARCGAAAAGGGAAACCAAAGAGAAAAUCAUCAACACUGGAAAGUCCCGAUGUAAUUCGUAAAAAAUCUGUGGAAGAAAUKGCUUGCUUUGAUCGCACUAUGCGCUCUAUGAAGUCCAAAUCUCAGGUUACUAGACAAGAAUUGUCAGAGAAUGAGAAAGAAAUUUUAUCACURAACGAAAAGAUGCGUGAAACGUUGAACGACAAGAUUCAAAUGUCUGAGGAACUUCUGGAGACUCAAUCAAAAAUCCAGGAACUUGAAAACCGGUAUGCAGAAAAGCAAAGAGAAAGCGAAAGCCUCGAAAAGGAAUUAUCAGCAAAAAGACACGCAAUCGCCGAAAUGGCUAAAGAAAUGCAAGAAGCUUUAAGUCACGUCACAUCAGAUAAUGAKGAAAGUGCAGAUUCUCAACUGACAYUAGAAAAUAACCAAUUACCCGAAGCAACAGAAAAAGAAGUUCAAGUUGAUGACCUCAAGWAUGAGCUUAUGCAGACAAUCAUUUUGUUACAAACAGAGCAAAAAGACCGAGAAGAAGCAAUACGAAUGAAUGAAGACUUGUUCCUUGAGCUAGAAAAUCGAGAACAAGAGAUAUCCGGUCUGGUUAUGGAACUCGAACGACAUAAAGACAAAGAAAAGACAAAGGAAGCCAACUCGAAUGCUUGCAAAAAGUUGAAAGAGAUGAUAAACUCAGUGGAGCAUCUUAAAAUGAAAGCAGACCUUGAGCAGCUGCAGAAUGACCUUGAGGAAGAGAUGUUCACAWGCGAAAAGGAGAUUCAAACAUUACAAAGUGAGUUGGCAAAACAGCAGAAGGAUACWGAGAGUCUUAUUGUUUUAGUUGACUAUUACAAGGAUGAAAUGGCUUUGCUACAGACAGCAAGUCAGAAAAACUCUGAAGACGCUUCUGCAAAGGUUGAAGUGCYUAAUGAACAAAAUGAUGAACACACUGAUAAAAAUCUUUCUUUGGUAACAUCAUCCAAAGAGGAAUCCAGUUUAGAUACAGUAAAACAACUGCAAGAGGAUGUGUUGGACCUCCAGAAAGCUUUGGAAAGUGAAAGUGACGUCAAUAGAAAUAGCAAAGAAAAACUUGCUGUUUUAGAGGAUUCUUURCAGAAGGAAAAGCAAGCAAAGGAGUACGCAUAUAGACGGAACAGGGAGCUUGAAGACGAGUUAAGAAUCAAAGAUUUAAAGCUGAACAAUUUGACUUCCACUGUCGCUACAAGUCAUUCAGACAAAAGAACUGAGAAAGAACAAAAUGCACCUGUGACUACGAUUUCUGAACUACGUUCUGCAAUGGCUCAGAUACAAAGUGAGAAGAACAACCUCUCUAAAGAAGUAGAUCACCUUGCGAUCGAUAUGGAAGAAAGUGGCAAUUAUCUUGAAAGCCCAUCUCCGGAAAUACUCAACGAUCACAAAGCCAAGAGCUCCCAUGUUUUCCAGUCUGAAAAAAGUAGUAUCUUUUCUGAGGCAGAUAGUAAGGGUAUGCAAGGUCGGACUUCCAUAGAGUCUCCAUUGGURCAUCUUUCAAUGGAAAAAGAUAAAAUUGUUAACGAGUUAGAAAAAACGAUCAAGACGCUCGAGAAUGAAGUUCAAAGCCUUCGUUCUGAAAAUACUCUCUUGGAAAACGAGGCGGUGGACAUUUUAGAUGAUGGGCUUAAAGUUGAGAAUAAGAUUUUACGGAAUCAAAUAAAAAGCUUAGCCAAUGAGAUAGCCAUYGCGCGAGCUGACGAGGACGACAUGAAGAGAGAAUUCGAACACGUUGAAAUUCGUUAUCAUGAAAUGCAAGAGGAAUUAAACAGACUAUCCUCGGAAAAAAAUGAGCAAGAGAACAAAAUUGAAAAUCUUACAUACCAAAAUAAGAUCUUGAGCCAAGAGUUGGAAUUACUACGAAACAAGAUGGGUGCGCUCGAAGAAGAGAGAAAGAUCAUUGCUGAUGAAGCUGUUGGGAUCGACGUUGUUGACAACAAGGCUUUCAUUAAAGAGAAUGAAGAUCUUAGAACAGACAUCGCUAAAAUCACGCUGGACCUUAACGUUAACAAAGAGGAGGUUGAAAGGCUGCAAAAUGAGCUAAAGAUAUCCGAAGGUACAGUUAGAGACCUGGAAAUGACCCUUWCUUCAUUGCAGAAAGAGAAAGCAAGUCUAGAAAUUCAAGUAGACGAUCUGAACUUCUUGAACAAGACUCACGAGAAAGAAGUUAAUUUGUUAAAAAAGAAGAUUGGGGUUUUGGAASAGGAAAUCCAUGUCAUUGAACAAGACUUAGCUCAGCGUUCAGAAGAAGUAAAGGCGAAGGUAAUUGUAAUACAAAACAUAGAGAAAGACAACGCGACAAAAGAAGUCGAAAAACAAGAGCUGGAGAAAAAAGUCAAAGAAAAAGAAAUGGAAUUCGAGAAAACRAAAAUUGCUGAAGAGAAGCAACGAAAGGAGCUACUUGAGAAGAACUGUGAACUACAAACACAGCUUAAAUCUCUUGAGAUGGAUUCUUCUGAGUCGAAACAAGAGCAGCAAAGACUUGAACGCGAUUUGAAUGAGCUGCGAGACCGACUUCGCGAUGCUGAUCGAAGGUUUACCUCAACUAAAGACGACAAGAUUAAGACUGAAAACAGCCUUGGUUCUAUGAAAAACCGUGUUGGACAACUGCAAAAUGAGCUGAGCGAAGCGAGGGCUGAAUUACGAGAGAAAAAUGAGACCAUUAGAAAGCUUAAUCUGAAGAACUCAGAACUUCAGAUAAGUUUAGCAGAAAAAGAAGAGGAGCUUAGACGAGAAGAGAGAUUGAGAAUGGACAACAUGAAGGCUUUGGAUGCAUUGAAGAUGAAAAUGGAGAGAAUGGAAACUGACGACAAGAAACAAAGAGACAGGUUGUUCAGUCUGAAAUCUGCUUGUUCCGAAGCAAACGAAGCUUAUGAAAUCGUCAAAAAUCAGAACCUUAACUUACGUAAUGAGAUGCAGGACUUGAAGAAAAAAUUCGMUGAACGUGACGUACAGGCUGAGAGCAAUAAACGAGAGAAAGAGAAGCUAGAGGAGCAGAUCCUGAACGCAUCAAGAACCAUUGAUGAUAUGCGUAAAUACGCAGUUGCCAGGGACCAGAGCUUAUCACCUGACUCAGCUCUUGGUAUCUCCGUGACGUCACUCACAGAACUCGGCUCAGGCCCAAACAGUCCAAACUCUGAAUGUUCAGAUAAUUUGUUCAAUAGCGGAGAAGAAGAACUGAAAUUUAUGCCUCAAGAACAAGGUCUUCUGUGCAAAAUGCCCACAAUGAUCGAGAACUUCCGAGCUGUUGUCCGUGACAAUGAACUCAUGAAAACUAAGAUAGUGGAAAUAAUGAACAAUAAAGACAAGAUGAAUUCACAACUGCAGUAUUACUCUACACUAAGUGACGACUUGCAGAAGGAGGUUGGAGACAAGGACCGAUUCCUAAGCGAGCUUCAAACAAAAGCAAAUAUGAUGGAAGAUGAACUCAACAACACAAAGAUGAAUCUUGCUAAAGUAGAACGCGACUUUGCAUCCACUGCUUCUGAAGCCGACUUAGUAAAAACAACUUUAAAAGUACGAGAGGACACUGUGAACGAACUUAGAGAGAAAGUUGAGCUACUUGAAGAGAAAGAAAAAGCUUUGGAACUGUACUCAAAGUCCAUGUCCGAGAAAUACCAUCAUGAGGCGUGCCAAAAGAGUGAUGCUGAAACUGCCAACAAGAAUCUCAAAGAAAAGAACGAAGAGCAAAAACAACUGCUAGAAAAUCUUGAACAGAAGCUCUCUGUGUACUCGUCUAGACCUAGAAGAGUGUCUGAGCCUGAUGUUAAGGUCCUCACCGUUCCUGUACAACCCGUAGUAACAAAGAAGGCAACAGAUAUUACCAUGGCUACGCUGGAAGGAAAGCUCGAGUCGAUUGUGGAGUAUAGUGAAGUUCUGGAAAGUUCUCUUAUGGAUGUUGAGAUGGGAUAUCGAAAUAUCCAAGCUGAAAAUGAACGACUUAAAAGAGAAAUGAUCGAUAAGAAGGAAUAUGAAAACCUGAAGUCAUGCCUUGAAGAACAGGAUAAGUCUUAUAAAGAACAAGAAGGAGAUUUAAGACGUACUAUAGGGGAUCUUCAAGAACAAUUGUCACAUCUUGAAAGCCAAAAUAUAGAGAAAGAAGAUGCCAUGCAGACGGCAAGGAAUAACCAGAACGCACUCCUCAAAGAUUUCAACAAAUUGAAAGAAAACUUUUCGCCAUUAGAAGAAGCCAAUGCCCUUCUUAAGGCGGAUUUAGAGAGUCUUAAAGAAGAAUCCAAACAAGCUGAGGAGCUCCGAGUAAAACUGGACACGGAUUUGAAACUAUUAAAGACAAAAAUGAGAGAAAUGGAGAUGACCGCUGAAGCGUAUAAGGAAGAAAACAGCAGGCUCAGAAGUGACAUCAUAGCAUUGUCUGAAGAGAAAUGUGAAGUGGAAUGUAGAGUAUCUGAAGCAGAAAGAAGAGAGAAAAGAUUGAAUGAUUUAAUCAACCAAGAACGUGCCGAGCGCCAAGAACUUAAACAAGAACAUGAGAGUACUUUAAGCACAUGCGAUACCCUGCAAAGUGACCUGGCCAAGGCCAGAGAACUUAUCACCAACCUUGAGGCAGUGCAAAACAAAACUGAGCAAACAAACAACGAAAUGGAAUUAAGACUUGGUGACAUUACCACCCUGAAAGGCAGCCUUGAAGAUGAACUUCAUUUGGCCAGAAAAAAUAUCCAAGAUCUUGAGGACCGCUUUAAGAAAGCCGUGGACCAAGAAGAAAUUCUUAAGCAAAAGCUAAACAAACUCGGACUUGAGUACUCAAGAUUAACAAAUGUUUGCGAGCAGAGUCAGAAAAGAAAAUCCGACCUUGAACGUGAUGUUGUAGAAGCAAAUGGUAAGAAUGAAGAUCUAGAAGCGGAAAUUGAGAAGAUCCGUAUCGAAAAGGCUGGUUUGCUGAAGGAAAUUGCUCAAAAGGAGGAAACAUUGGAAAGUAUGGAGACAAAGAAAAGCGAGCUCGAAGAAGAACGCCAGAAGCUCACAAACGACUUGUAUUUAAGCACAAAAAAAGUCCUCAGCCUUCAACUCAACCUAGAGUCGCUGCGUAACGAUGUCACGCAACUUGGAAAAGAGCUAAGGCGGCUUGUGCUUGGAUCUAUUGGUCGGGAAGCACGAGAUGAAGCCGAAGAAAAAACGAUGGAAACAGACCUUGAGAUGAGUCUGUUUGAAAACGAGGUGGUAAUUCAGGCGUUAAGGCAAACCAUUAAGUCAACUGAGAGGAGCCUAGAUAUGAUUAGACCAGAAGCAAAGAUAUCGGAACUUGAGAACAAGCUUUGCCAAAAAGACAUCGACAGUGUCCAUAGAGAAUUCGCCUUUUUGAAAGACCAACUUGGCAGYUUUAGACAUUCGUGCCAGAAGUUAAGUGAUGAAACAAAGAGACUUAAGGAGGACGUAAAUAACAAAGAUGCUGUUUUACAAGACACGAGAGAAAAGCUUGAAACAUCGAAUGAAGAGAACAUCGAAAACAAAGAUAAGGUCCUUCAGCUACAAAGCAAGUGUAAUGGCCUUGAGAUACUCACAGCAGAGUAUGAGCAGAAUGCUGAGACCACUACUAAUGAUAUGAUUCGUGCCAACCAGACAAUAGCUACCCUUGAAGCUACAAUUACUAAACAAGAGCAAAAGAAAACAGCACUUGAAAAGGAAAGGCUUGUUCUCCAAGAAAGACUUAAUAAUCUUGAAAACAACCAGCGAGCAUCAAAGGAUGAAAUGCGGAACGACAAGAARCGAAUUGCGUCUUUGGAAGUUGAAUCCAGCGAGAAGCUAGGACUGGCCCGCGAGCUUGAAAAAAUUGAGACUAAUUUUAAUGAGCUCAAAUUAAAGUAUGAAGAUGCUCUAAAGGAAAGAGAAGAAGUUAAAGCGGAAUUAGYAGCAGUACGCGAAGAGAUCAGACUAACAGAGGUAGAACUUAAGAAUACCAAAAAAGAUGCCGAUAACUUCAAGAAGCACAUUGUUAUCGAGAGAGAAAUGCGACAAAGAGUUGARCAAGAUUUGAAUGAACACAUAGAAGAGCUUAAAACUUGUAAGAAGAAUUUAAACAYUCUACAACGUUCGCAAGCUAAACUUGAAGAUGACAACGAAAGCCUACAGGAAAAGGGUAAGCUGCUCGAGGAAGCUGGCCAGACAUUCAAAAAACAGCUGGAAGUCCAGUCUGUGGAAAUGAAGCGACUAAAGGAAUCUUUGACAGACACAAGAAACGAGCUGCUCAGUACAAACGAGAAACUUGAGAAUACAGAAAAGGAAAGAAAGAGGCUUUUGGAAGAUCUUGUUUACUCUGAAGAGCAAGCAAAAAAACUUCAGGACGCUUGUAGUGAGCURCUACGAGAAAAAAUGUUCGCAACAGAAAAGGUUGGCUCAUUGAGUGAAACUCUCGAUGCCAUGAUUUCCAGCCAUGAAUAUGCAUUGAACAACCUUAAACAAGACCUGAGAGGUUCCAACAAARACCUGUCCAUUACAAAGAGUUCUCUUGAAAGAAGCCAAAAGCGAAACGAAGAGCUUCUUGACGAGAUCAAAAAUCAUGAAAGCAAGAUAAAAGCGAUGGAUGAGAAAAAACAAGAGCUGCUGGAAAAGUACUGGGAAAGCCAGAGUCAACUAUCAGAAGCUCAAAGCUGUAUGGAUAGCUUGCGAGCAGAAACAAAGGAGCUCAAAGGGAGAGUUGCACUUCAUUUAUCAAAGAUUGAACAGCUGGAGGACACCCUAAAGAGAGAACACGAAGAGAGCGAGAAUACAAUCGUUUCAUUGAAUGGAAAAAUAUCAUCUUUAAAGACACAGGGAAAUACACUCUUCCAGGAAAAAGAUGUACUCCAAAAUAGUCUGGAAACAACCGAAGAAUCUUUGAGUAAAACGACCGAGGAUCUAAAACAGACAGAAAAGACAUUAACAGAGAAGGAGAAGUUUUACACAACUGAGGUUUCCAAACGCGACCAAACAAUCGAUAGUUUGAAAAUAAUAUCAGAAGCUCAGCGUGCAGACCUUAAAAAGACAAAAGAUAUUCUGCGAGAUGUCAGUCGUGAGAACGUAGACUUGAAAGAGCGGCUUGGCACAACAGAGAGAGCACUUGAUAUCCUUGAAACCAAAGUAAGCGAUCAAGAAAACACAAAUGUUGAUGCCUUGGCUGAAGCUCAAGCAAAGUUAAAAGUCGUUAGCAAAAUGAAAGCUUCUAACAGCGGAGAAAACUUUGUUGAAUUACAAUCUGCACCUUUGCUAAGCGCAGAACUGGAAAGCUUUGACAGCAUUGAUGGACCGCUGGAAUCGGGUCGAGAAGCAUCAAUCAAGGAAGUAGUGGAUGCCUUCCACCAAACAUGCAUGGUAUCGUUUAGCGACAACAGAGAGCUUCAAGAUAAACUUUCUAAAGCAAACGAAAGCAAUGCAAUUUUGGAGGGUUCUCUUAAUAAAGAAAGAAAUAUAAUGACUGAAACGAAGCGUUAUCUCCACGAGCUAGAAAGAAAGAAAUCAAAGCUCGAAGAAGAAGUCAAGAGACUGAGACAUCGACUUGAAACAUUCAAACAGAAAAGCAUCGAAUUGGAGCGAAGUAAAGACGACGAGUUAUGUGAACUAAAGGGUGACAAAGUUAUCCUUGACAAAGAGAACUGGGUUUUAAAAGAAGCUGUAGAAGAACUGAAAGCAAAGUCUAAAGAAACUGAAUCAGAACGUGAUCGUUACGCAGAAGAAGUUUUAGUCACACAAAAGCAAGUAGUAGAGGCAAGGGCAGACAUCAAACAUGCCCAAGAUCAAAUAGACAGUAUGCAGGAACAGCUUCUUGAUAUGAAGAAGAGGACGUUCGAACUAGAAGCGAGGGAGAAGAGCUUACAACAGAAGAUUGCAGAAAARGAGAAAGAGCUUUAUGCAAGUGAGAUGAAAACGCAAGAACUGGAAAAGCUUUACAACAACGCUAACGAGAAGAAAACGGAGUUGUACGCACAAAUGUCCAAAGCAGAGGACAAAAUACGACAACAAGAGAGUGAAAAUGAUGAAAACCAUACCAAGAGCAAAGAAAUGGAUCAGGAAAUGCACACGCUGAAAAACAAAGUCGCACAACUUGAAGCAGMCCUCGGUGAAUCUAACGAAGAAGUUGUGGAAGCAAAAGAUAAGAUUGACGAGCUCGAGAUCCAGCGCGGAAGUCUGCAGGCGACCAAUGAAAUCCUAAAACACCAACUAGAACUCUCCCGAUCUGAAAACGAGGCUUUGACUAAAUCGUAUACAGCAACUCACGAUGAAAGUCUSAAUUUGUCAAAAGCACUAAACGAGGUGACUAUCAAUAAGGGUAAUCUUCAAACGGAGAUCAAGUGUCUCAGUCAAGAAAAAGAACGUUUACAAGAUGCGCUAACCGCUUCGGAAAKUCAGCUUCGWGAGUCGGAAGAUAACUUGGUCAAAGCAUUCCAGGAGAGUGAAAAUCUAAAGAGACAGAUGCUGAAGGUCCAGAGCACCGCUUGCGCCGAGUCUGUAAAAUUACAGGGUGAAUUUGCAAAGUUGAGGUCUGAAUUAGAUUCAAUCAAGAAGGAAGCAAUCGAGAAAGACAAAGAGUACAUCGAAAAAGUUACAAAGUUAAAGUGUGUUGAGAAAGAGAACGAUGGACUUAAGAAAGAACUUAACGACAUCCAUAUAAGGGAAUCCGAACUGAAACUCGACUAUACGACAACCAAUAGUAAACUACAAAGCUACGUGUUGGAGAGAGAAUGCUGGGAACGAGAAGUUAAAACAGUUCUYGGAGAAAUUGAACAACAAAAAAAUGUUAAUGCAACAAAGGAGCAUCGGUUGGAAAGAUUACGYAUGCGCUAUGAGCAGGAGAUUGGAUUUCUAAGCCAGAGAGUUUCAUCACUAGAACGAGAAUUGAAAGUUGUGCAAGACGCCGCUGAACAGCAGAGACAUGCUGAUGAGAUUGCACAUAAGCUACACAUCGAGGCCAAGGAUAUGGAGAUCGACAACCUUCGCAUGCGUCUUCAAGCRACACGUAUUCACACAAGUGAUAAAAAUGUGGUCGUCGAUCAAAUGAAGAAUCAGCUUGACGAGCGAACAUCACAGAUUAAUGAUCUUAUGAGCCAGAUGAGUCUUCUCAAAGAUAGCUAYAAUUUAGAACUUGCAAGUGUGCAGGCUGAUCUUAAGUGUUCACAGAUGGAAAACUUGUUAAAACUUCGAAAAGACAUGGAAUGUGAUAACCAACUAAGCUCCAGUCAAGACUCAGUGAGUGAYCUUCUAGACGCUAUUAAAUCAAGUAGGAAAGAAUCUGAACGACUACGUCAUCUACUGGGCAGUAGGAUGAGGCAGAUGAGUACUCUGAAUAGAGAUAUCAACUCCAAACGAUCGAGUCUGCCUGGGACGAGAUCCUAUGGUCUUUAUAGUCGAGAUAACGAGGGGCAUCUGAGGGAUUAAUAUAUUUUAGGAAGUCUUAUUAACCUAUCUCUCGUAAUAUCACGAAAUCCGCUUAUUCUGUAAGAGAAUGUGAAAGACAUACAUUAGUCAUAUUCGGGCGACUAACCAGGCGCAUUGCAGUAUGUUGAUUGAUUGCUAUUUUAAGCAUUUUUUAAUAGUGGUAGUGUUGRUGAAACGCUGAUUAUCCAAGAUGAAUGAGAUCGAGGUCCUAGCUAGCUCUGAAGGAACUUGAACAUUGAUGUAUUUAAAUCUACUUAAGUGCUCUCAAUGGAAUGGUUUGCAAACUAAAUGACGCAACUUGCUUUCAUUCAAUUUAAUUGAGUGCAAUUUUGUGCAUUUUUUACAAAAUGUUUCACAGAUAUAUAUUAAAUGCUCUUUUACUAUUAGGUUAUAUUUGCAAAUAUAUUUGGCAAAAUUUAUAGCUUAUCUCUAAACAUAAUCCAUUUUCAAUCGUGUUUUUGUAUUAGCUAAAGAUCCGCUAAAAGUUUAUAUUAUUGAAUAUAAACAGCAUUUUAAACGAGAAUUUUUUUUAAGGAUAUGAUUAAUUUGUAAUCAAUAUUAGUAAUCAACAGUAAUAAUAAGUAUAUUUUGACAUUGACGGGUAUUAGAGAUAGUUAAUACAACUCGUGAACCMCAGCAACUGGACUAUCAGAAUUUAAUAGUUAGGUUUUGUUUCAAGGUUGAACCUCAAAGCGUG